ACCAGACUUCAGGGACCAGGAAGCCAUGCAGAUGGUGCCCAAGUUUUGCUUUCCUUUUGAUGUAGAAAGGGAGCCCCCCAGCCCUGCCGUCCAGCAUUUCACAUUCGCCCUCACCGACCUGGCCGGCAACCGCAGAUUCGGUUUCUGCCGCCUGCGAGCUGGUGCGCAGAGCUGUCUAUGCAUCCUCAGUCACCUGCCAUGGUUCGAGGUAUUCUACAAGCUACUGAACACAGUGGGGGACCUCCUAGCUCAGGACCAAGUCUCCGAGGCUGAAGAACUUCUUCUAAAUCUGCUGCAGCAGCCCCCUCCUGGGCCCCAGGUCUCAAGAGGGCUGGAGCUGGGCGGUGGAGUGACCAUCUCCGGUGUGCACGGAAUACUCCCUCCUGCCCCCGGGAACAGCAGGCUGCUUUCCUGCUUCGUGGCUCCGGACUCCGGCUCCCUGCCCUCCAUUCCUGAGAAUAGAAACCUAACGGAGCUGGUGGUGGCGGUGACAGAUGAGAACAUCGUGGGCCUGUUCGCCGCGCUCUUAGCCGAGCGCAGAGUCCUGCUCACUGCCAGCAAGCUCAGCACGCUGACUUCCUGUGUUCACGCGUCCUGUGCUCUCCUGUACCCCAUGCGCUGGGAACACGUGCUGAUCCCCACGCUGCCCCCGCACCUACUGGAUUACUGCUGCGCGCCUAUGCCCUACCUCAUUGGAGUGCAUGCAAGUCUGGCCGAGAGAGUGCGCGACAAGGCCCUGGAGGACGUCGUGGUACUGAACAUAGACUCCAAUACCUUGGAGACGCCCUUCGAAGACGUGCAGACGCUGCCGCCAGACGUGGUGUCCUUGCUGAGGCUAAGAUUAAGGAAGGUCGCGCUGAGCCCCGGGGAAGGAGUGUCCCGUCUCUUCCUCAAAGCCCAGGCCCUGCUCUUUGGCGGCUACCGCGAUGCGCUGGUCUGCAGCCCGGGCCAGCCUGUAACCUUCAGUGAAGAAGCCUUCUUGGCCCAGAAGCCUGGGGCGCCCCUGCAGGCCUUCCACCAGCGGGCUGUACACCUGCAGCUGUUCAAGCAGUUCAUUGAAGCCCGGCUGGAGAAGCUCAACUCAGGGGAGGGCUUCUCCGAUACCUUUGAGCAGGAGAUCAGCUGCUGCAGGGAUUCCUCAGGCACCUUCCGCUCCUAUCAGCUCUGGGCCGACCACCUAAAGAAAGGUGGUGGUGCUCUCCUGCAUUCGGUCAAAGCCAAGACCCAACCAGCCGUCAGGAUCAUGUACCGCUCGGCCAAGAGUGGCCUGAAAGGAAUGCAGAGCCUACUGCUGUACAAGGAUGGGGACUCUGGCCUGCACAGAGGAGGCUCCCUGAGGACCGCAAGCCUCACCAGCCGCUCAGAUCGCCUGCAGCAGCGCCUGCCUAUCACCCAGCACUUUGGACAGAACAGACCCCUUCGCCCCAGCAGGAGACUUAAGCCAGAAAAGGGAUUUUCUGAGCCCCUGGGGGAGAGGACACCUCCCCUGAGCCCUGAGGAUGCCCAGGGUCCAUGGGCAGAAGAAGUUCUGGACAGCAACUUUUUGGGGUCCGGAGAAGAACUGGAUUUGCUGAGUGAGAUUCUAGACAGUUUGAGUGUACAGACUAAGAGCAUGGGCAGCCUGAGGCCAAGCCAGAGCUUAGACUGCUGUCACGGAGGGGACCUGGACAGCUGCUUCAGCCUGCCUGACCUACCAGGAAGAUCAAGAUGGCAACCAGAUGAAGAGAAACUGCCAGAGCCCCAGCCCCUGUCCCUGCCUGCAGACCUGCCAUCCCUUCAAAACACACCAUCAUUGGAAAUCACCUGCUCCUCAAAGAACCCCAAUUCCCAGCUGCUCUCAGGCUCCAGCCAAGAAAUCAUCUCUCCAUCCCAGCUUUCAACAGCUUCUACAGACACAAGCAGCCCCGGGGACCCCGAGUCCUCUCCUCUCACUGAGCCCUCAACCCUUCGUCUCUCCCCUCUUCAAAAGGCGACUGAGCAUCCUGCAGCCUGGGAGAUCCCUUGCACCAGGCUCUCCGAGGCAAACACCCAGCCCAGCCCUCCAAAAAGUCCCCAACUUCUAGCCCCCACAGAGCCUAACUUUGAUACUGUCAGGACAUCCCAGACCCUUGAGUCUUCCCCAGACCCCAGUUUUCCAAAGAAUCCCAGAACCCAGCCUCCCAAGGUCCUGCUAGAACAUGUUCACUUCCAGUCUCCGGAGGAUGCAGGAAUCCCCAACACCCUUGCCUCACCCACCAGCGAUUGGCAAGAGCCCCAGGCCAGGAAGAGGCUGUGA
Molecule: messenger RNA, 2275 nt
Organism: Urocitellus parryii (Arctic ground squirrel)
Lineage: Eukaryota; Metazoa; Chordata; Mammalia; Rodentia; Sciuridae
Gene: Dennd1c
Product: DENN domain containing 1C
Biological process (GO): endocytosis; endocytic recycling
Cellular component (GO): intracellular membrane-bounded organelle; cytosol
Molecular function (GO): phosphatidylinositol phosphate binding; guanyl-nucleotide exchange factor activity
Source: RefSeq, a predicted model, not a curated record